AUGGAGUGCGGUAUUUGCUGGGAUGAGAUCGAGUCGAAGGAUGCAGCCGCCUUGACGUGUUGCCUGGAGGAUGACUCGUGGUGGUGGUGGCCGGCAGAGGGCUGUCCUCAGCUUCACAAGUCCUGCUUAUCCAGGUACCUCCUGAUCCAAGCAGAGUCUGGCUACUUCCCGGCCACCUGCCCCUUCUGCUUGCGGAAGCUCUCCGUGCUCGAGGUCUUCAACAACCUCCAGGUGUCGGACGCCUUGCUGUGGACCCGUCUCCAGGACCGCUGGCUGGAGCUCCGCGAGGGCCGCGAAAACCGCUCCCCGCGCGAGCGCGACCUCGCGGAGGCGGCGGCGAUGGCGGGGCUGGGCUGCCGGAGGUGCCCCAGCUGCGGCGCGUGGAUCGAGAAGCAGGAGGCGGGCUGGGUGACGGGCUGCGACAAGAUGACCUGCCGCUGCGGCGCCCAGUUCUGCUUCGCCUGCGGCUCUGUGAACGCCAUGUGCUCCUGCUCCCUGGGGCACGGGUUCUUGGACCGGGAGAUGGUGUUGGCCAACUACGAGGAGCUCGACCUCUUCGAGUUUUGGCCCUUCCAUGCAACUUCCACGGAGGAGCCGGGUGACGUCCACGCGGAGCCGGGCGACGGCCAAACGGGCGCGGCCCAAGAGGUCCCAGAGAUGUUGGAGGUUCCUUCCGCGCCCUCGGCGCCGGCGCCGGAGCCCUCGGCGCCGGAGCCGGCGCCGGAUCGAGGAGGCCAAGCCGUGAACACGCAGAGCACUGAGCGCAGCUUUGCGCCUCAGCGUCGCACGCAUAUGCUCCACCGGAGACUGAGAGCCGAGAGCAAGGCUCCGCUCCAGUCUUCGAAGCUGCACCUGCCCAAGGCCGGGGACGAGAGUGCGAGCUGA
This is a messenger RNA of Effrenium voratum, 885 nucleotides long. The record is from the annotation of a GenBank genome assembly. NCBI's taxonomy places the organism in Eukaryota, Dinophyceae, Suessiales, Symbiodiniaceae.